AUGGUAAAGUUACCUGACAAUGCAUAUGAAGGCAUUGUCAUUGCAAUUAACCCCUAUGUAACAGAAGAUGAAAAACUCAUUCAGAACAUUCAGACAGGUACUUGGACUUACAGACUUUUAAAUAAUGAAGCCCAACCACAAUUGCUAUCGGUCACAAUGACCACUGGAGCAAGAAAUCCUUCCACACUUCCAGCAAUGGCAGCUGCUUACGGGAGUCAAAAUACAGCACAACACAUAAACCUAGGAAUUUUUCAUGCCAAAGUCUGGGAAGAGGAUAUGUGUACAUUGGAUAUUGAGAUCGAUGUAAUGAUAAUCAUUGUGGAUAUUGCAGAUGGACUCUUGGACAAUGGUGCAGAUGCUGAUACUGUCAAAAAUGAUGGUAUUUACUCCAGAUAUUUUAUGGAAUACAAUGGAAGUGGUAGAUACAGUUUAAAAGUUCUUGUCCAGGCAAGAAAUCACACUGCUAGACAGAUUUUUAUAUGACAGAACAAGUCUCUGUACAUACCUGGGUAUGUUGUAAAUGGUGCAAUUGGACUGAACCCACCCAGACCUGAAGUUAAAGAAGACUUGGCAGAAGCUCAACUGGAACUUUUCAGCAGACCAACUUCAGGAGGGUCACUCACUGUAUCAGGAGCUCCUCCUGCUGGUGACAAUGAUCUCUUGUUCAGUCCCAGUAAAAUCACAGGUUUGGAGGCUGAGGUUAAAGGAGGUCGUGUUCACCUUUCAUGGACUGCCCCUGGCAGUAUCCUUGAUAAAGGCAAAGCUGCCAACUACACCAUAAGAAGAAGUAGGUCUUCCCAGGAGCUCCAACAUGAUUUUGACCGUGCUGCUGAUCUGACAUCUAAGGAGGCUGGCUCUGAAGAAACAUUUGGAUUUAGAGCAGAAGGUUUUAAAGUAGAGAAUGGCACCAAGAUCAUCAUUGCUAUCAAAGGCAACAAUGAAUCUCAUCUCAUCUCAGAAGUUAAACUAGCAAUUAGGUUCACUGCUCCCCAAGAUUCCAGCAUCCCUGCUCUGGGCAUCAAUAUUUCUGCCACUAGUUUGGCUAUUUGGGCGUUGGUCAUGAUUUUGUCUUUGGAAAGCAAAGCCUUGAAUGUCACAGGGAAGACAUGGGCCAAUGGCACAGUGUCUGUGGACAGCACCACUGGAAAUGACACAUUGUUUGUUGUUACCUGUAGAAUGCAAAAACCACAAAUUAUUCUCCAAGAUCCCAAAGGAAAAGAAUAUGAUACCUCAGAUUUCAAAGAACAUAAGCAAAAUAGUCGAACUUCCCAUCUGCGAAUACCGGGCAUUGCAGAGACAGGUACUUGGACUUACAGAUUUUUAAAUUAUCAAGUCCAACCUCAAUUACUAUCAGUCACAAUGACCACUGGAGCAAGAAAUCCUUCCAUACUUCCAGCAAUAGCAACUGCUUACAGGAGUCAAAAUACAGCACAACACAUAAACCCAGGAACUGUUCAUGCAAAUAUCAGGGAAGAGGAAAUAUUUAUAGUGGACAUCAUGCUAAUAGUCAUUUUAGUAUUGAAAGAUGGGCAGCAAGUAGGAUCAGAACUCUUGGACAAUGGUGAAAGUGCUGAUACUGUCAAAAAUGAUGGUAUCUACUCCAGAUAUUUUAUGGAAUACAAUGGAGGUGAUAGAUGCAAUUUAAUAGUUCUUGUCCAGGCAAGAAAUUACACAGCUAGAUGGAGUUUAAGACGACAGAACAAGUCUCUGUACAUACCUGGCCAUGUUGUAAAUUGGUACUGGGACGGUGUUGUUGAAACAGAAGAUCAAUUGGCAUUGCUAGUUCGUCUGGAAGACCCGUACUUGUUCAGCCAGUUCUAA
Messenger RNA from Dipodomys ordii (Ord's kangaroo rat), 1821 nucleotides. RefSeq names its product epithelial chloride channel protein-like. The record is from RefSeq and is a predicted model, not a curated record. Lineage: Eukaryota; Metazoa; Chordata; Mammalia; Rodentia; Heteromyidae. The transcript is spliced from 9 exons.